Nestor notabilis (Kea) is the source of this 1673-nucleotide messenger RNA. Its product is annotated as transcription factor CP2-like protein 1. The record is from RefSeq and is a predicted model, not a curated record. Gene Ontology annotation, molecular function: RNA polymerase II cis-regulatory region sequence-specific DNA binding; DNA-binding transcription activator activity, RNA polymerase II-specific. Gene Ontology annotation, biological process: regulation of transcription by RNA polymerase II. Gene Ontology annotation, cellular component: nucleus. The annotation marks the transcript as partial. NCBI's taxonomy places the organism in Eukaryota, Metazoa, Chordata, Aves, Psittaciformes, Psittacidae. The transcript is spliced from 14 exons.
AGAUGUCCUUGCACUGCCGAUCUUCAAGCAGGAAGAACCUCAGCUGUCUCCUGAGAAUGAUGCCAAACUGCCACCCUUUCAGUACGUCCUCUGCACAGCCACAUCACCUGCUGUGAAACUGCAUGAAGAAACCCUAACCUAUCUCAACCAAGGUCAGUCUUAUGAAAUCCGUCUACUUGAGAAUAGGAAAUUGGGAGAGUUUCAAGAUUUAAACACAAAAUAUGUAAAGAGCAUAAUUCGUGUAGUUUUCCAUGAUCGACGCCUGCAGUACACAGAGCAUCAGCAGCUCGAGGGCUGGAGGUGGAGUCGGCCUGGGGACCGCAUCCUUGAUAUAGAUAUUCCACUGUCAGUUGGUAUCUUGGAUCCCAGGGCCAGUCCAACCCAGUUGAAUACUGUUGAAUUUCUGUGGGAUCCAUCAAAGAGAGCUUCAGCAUUCAUUCAGGUACAUUGCAUCAGCACAGAAUUUACUCCACGGAAACAUGGAGGAGAAAAAGGUGUGCCCUUCCGGGUGCAAAUCGACACAUUUAAACAAAAUGAAAAUGGUGAAUACACAGAACACUUGCAUUCUGCAAGCUGCCAGAUCAAAGUGUUCAAGCCUAAAGGAGCAGACAGAAAACAGAAGACUGACAGGGAAAAAAUGGAGAAGAAGACCACCCAAGAGAAAGAGAAGUAUCAGCCUUCCUAUGAGACAACUAUUCUCACAGAGUGCUCUCCCUGGCCAGAUGUGCCUUAUCAAAUGAACAAUGCUCCAUCUCCAAGCUACAACAGUUCUCCCAACAGCUUCAACCUUGGAGAUGGCAACAGUUCUCCAACCCACCAAGUGGAGCUCCUGCCUCCCAGCAAUGAUCAUCUCCUUCCUUCUGCUUCUAUUCAAGAUGCCCAGCAGUGGCUUCAUCGUAAUAGGUUCUCUCCAUUCUGUAGGCUCUUCUCAAGUUUUUCGGGUGCUGACUUACUGAAGAUGUCCAAAGAAGAUUUUGUUCAAAUCUGUGGGCCUGCUGAUGGAAUUCGGCUCUUUAAUGCAAUCAAAGGAAGAAAUGUAAGGCCAAAGAUGACAAUUUAUGUCUGUCAAGAACCAGAGCAAAAUAGGUCCCAUCUCCACCAAAAACGAGAAAAUGGAGAUAGCAGUCUUUGUGUAUAUCAUGCAAUCUUCUUGGAAGAAUUGACCACGCUGGAAUUAAUUGAGAAGAUUGCAAACUUGUACAGCAUUUCUCCACAGCAGAUAAAUCGAAUCUAUCGGCAGGGACCCACAGGGAUCCAUGUAUUAGUGAGCAAUGAGAUGGUGCAAAACUUCCAAGAUGAAUCUUGUUUUGUUAUCAGCACAUUAAAAGCUGAAAGCAAUGAUGGCUACCACAUCAUUUUAAAAUGACCGUGCUGCACAGAAAGACUUUAACAGCCUAAAAUUUAGUGCCUCACUGAGAUUGCUACAACCUAGACUGGAAACAUGAAGAAAUUUCUGGAUUAAAUGCUCCUGUGAACUAAGAAUUACCAAACAGCUUAAGAAAAAACCUGCUAUUACAGAUAUACAUUUUUGGUGGUGUGUGGUUUAGUUUUUUAUUUGGUGGGUUGUUAUUUUUUAAAUAAGCUGGAACUGAGAACAUCGUCAAAACUUGUACAUGUUUCUUCCUCCCUCCCUUCCUCUUCAGUCUUAAAAAUUGUUCAGGUUUCUGCUUAUU